AUGAAGAAAUUGCUGGAAGCGGCUUUCGACGACGAGGCAGAGAAGGGUAAGACUCGUCUCCGUUCUCGCAUCAAGAAGGUGGAGAAGCUGCAAGAGGAGGACACCAAGACUAAGAGUCUGGCCAGCAAGCUUGCUGCGCUUGGUGUGAAGCAGGAGGAAGGGGCCAAGAAAGAAGAGGAUGAAGACGAACAAGAAGAAGAAGACGGCACGGUUGAUGGACUCGCGGUCAAGCUGCUCCCGCAUCAAGUCGAGGGCGUGUCGUGGAUGAUUGACAAGGAGAUUGGCAAGACCAAGACGCGUGGAAUCCUGCCCAAGGGUGGUAUACUGGCAGAUGACAUGGGCCUGGGAAAGACUGUGCAAUCUGUCGCGCUCAUGCUGACGAAUCCGCGACCUGCGAUCGACGCGAAGCCAGAGUUCAAGGGACAAAAGCUACCAGGCAAAGAUGUUGGAAAAGGCACGCUCGUUGUUGCUCCUCUCGCGCUCAUCAAGCAAUGGGAGUCCGAGAUCAAGAGCAAGGUCAACAAGAGCCACGCACUGAAGGUUCUUGUCCAUCACGGCGCCAACAGAACCAAGAACAGCGCCGACCUGAAGAAGUAUGACGUGGUCAUCACCACGUUCCAGACGCUUACGUCUGAGCAUGCUGGAUCAAACAUGAACUCAGAGUACGGCACUCGUGUUGGCUGCUUCGGCGUACACUGGUAUCGACUGAUGCUUGAUGAAGCCCACAGCAUCAAGAAUCGCAAUGCGAAAUCGUCAUUGGCGUGCUGCGCGCUCAACUCUUGGUACCGAUGGUGCUUGACUGGCACACCCAUGCAGAACAACUUAGACGAAUUGCAGUCCCUCAUCAAAUUCCUGCGCAUCAAGCCUUACUGCGAGCUUCCGAGAUGGAAAGAGCAGAUCAUCAAGCCAAUGAAAUCUGGGCGCGGAGGUCUGGCGAUGAAUCGCCUUCAGGUCUUUCUGAAAGCUUUCAUGAAGCGACGCACGAAGGACAUUCUGAAGAAGGAUGGCGCCCUGAACUUCGGUGGCAAGUCUGCUACGACUGAAGAUGGCGAGGCAAAGAAUGGAAGCAUGCAGAUUGUCAAGCGUGAAGUCAUGACCGUUGAGUGCCAAUUCGAUCCUGUGGAGAAGGAAUAUUACGACCGCCUGCAAGCACGCGCCGACAAGCGUCUCGAGCAGAUGAUGGAAGCCAAGGGCAACGCAGACUACAUUGGUGCUCUCGUCCUUCUGCUUCGUCUGAGGCAGAUGUGUGAUCAUCCACAGCUCAUCGAAAUGGCGAUGGCCAAGGACAAAGACGCAAUGACAACAGGUCUGCCAAACGGGAAGCGAGCAGGCAAAAAUGAAGGCGACGAGAUGGAUGCACUGACUGCACUCAUGGGUGGUGUUAGUGUCGAGACCAAGAAUUGCGAUGUCUGCCAGAUCAAGCUCUCCGCUGCGGAGUCCAGGGAUGGAGCUGUGCGUUGCUCAGAAUGCGAGGCGGACCUCAAGGCUAUGAAAGGCAAGAACUCAGGCAAGAAGCAGAAGAAAUUGAGGAGCAAGCAGCGGAAGAGCAAGCCUGGCAAGACUGUCGACGACAGCGGGGUUGCUGAAGACGAGCCUAAACCACGUCGCGCGCGGAACCGGAAAGUAGUCAUCGACAGCGAUGAUGAAGAUGAGGAAGAUGGUGGUGAGUGGAUUGUUGGCAAGCAUGCUCGCAACGCUCGAAAGGCACCCGUGGAUAACAGCGAUGGCGACGAAGACGACGAGGGCGGCGGUGAGACGCUCGACACUAUUGAUUCCGAAAGGAGCGACGAGGACGACUCUCAAAUUAACGAUUCGCCUUCGCGUGCUCGCAAGAUGAAAGUCGUGGAUUCUGACGAUGACACGGAAGUGUCUGGCAUGAGUGGUUUCUCCAAGCCAAAGCACGCUCCAUCGACCAAGAUCCGACAGCUUCUUCGCAUUCUCCACACCGAAACACCUAAGCACAAGACCAUUGUCUUCUCGCAGUUCACCACCAUGCUGGACUUGAUCGAACCACAUCUCCGUCAUGCCGACAUCCGCUUCGUCCGCUACGAUGGCAGCAUGCGACCGGACGCUCGCGAGCAAUCACUCAACAGCCUUCGCAACGACAAAAAGACUCGCGUCCUCCUCUGCUCCCUCAAGUGCGGCUCUCUUGGCCUCAACCUGACGGCAGCCAGCAGAGUCGUCAUCGUCGAACCCUUCUGGAAUCCUUUCGUCGAAGAACAAGCCAUCGACCGCGUUCAUCGUCUCAACCAAACAGUCGAUGUCAAAGUUUUCCGACUCACGAUUCGCGAGACCGUCGAGGAACGCAUCCUCGAUCUUCAAGAAAAGAAGCGAGAGCUCGCCAACGCUGCCAUCGAAGGCGGUGCUAAGGGCAUGGGCAAUUUGUCUAUGAAGGACAUUUUGGGCUUGUUCAGGCAUGAUGCCGAGGCUAUCGAACAUGGCAACGACCGCGAGUACUGGGCAAAGUUUGGAGACGACAAUAGGCUCUUGGAUGGUCCGGCUCAUGUGUCUGCUUCCGGUCAUGUUAGGGACUUGUCGGAUGUGUAUGUCUAGACCCAUGCCGAAGGCACAGCAGAGUAGGAGGCUCGAGGAUCCGAUUUAUGGCAGGAGGUGGUAAGGUGAUUUCGGGGUUGGAUGAAGCCAUUGUGAUACCACUAUAAAGCGUUGGGCUGUGUGCCAGCUUGGUUUGCUUGUAUAGAUAGAUGAGGGGGCUUUUUUUUUCGUAUUUCGUAUGCUACGAAGCUCCCUUGAUAUGAAAUGAGACGCCGAUUCGUAUGUG
Messenger RNA from Pseudocercospora fijiensis CIRAD86, 2779 nucleotides. RefSeq lists its product as uncharacterized. The record is from RefSeq and is a predicted model, not a curated record. Gene Ontology annotation, cellular component: cytoplasm. Gene Ontology annotation, molecular function: ATP binding; ATP-dependent chromatin remodeler activity. The transcript has 2 exons. The coding region runs from base 1 to 2553 and encodes 850 amino acids. Lineage: Eukaryota; Fungi; Ascomycota; Dothideomycetes; Mycosphaerellales; Mycosphaerellaceae.